Macrosteles quadrilineatus (aster leafhopper) is the source of this 3513-nucleotide messenger RNA. Its product is annotated as dual specificity tyrosine-phosphorylation-regulated kinase 4-like. Gene Ontology annotation, molecular function: ATP binding; protein serine/threonine/tyrosine kinase activity; protein serine/threonine kinase activity. Gene Ontology annotation, biological process: peptidyl-threonine phosphorylation; peptidyl-serine phosphorylation. NCBI's taxonomy places the organism in Eukaryota, Metazoa, Arthropoda, Insecta, Hemiptera, Cicadellidae. The coding region runs from base 186 to 2465 and encodes 759 amino acids. The transcript has 12 exons. The record is from RefSeq and is a predicted model, not a curated record. Gene Ontology annotation, cellular component: nucleus.
GGAGCGCGCUAGGUGUUGUUAGUGGUGGUUGGAGGUUAUGCUCGCUUUGUAGUGGUUUGUGACUUGUGUUUUGUGAUUUACAAUCAAAUAUCAAUGUUUUAUUGUAUGUAAAGAUUGUUAUAAGCCUCGUUUCAUAUCCACCAACAACCUCUUCGACCGAGCUAGUUCAUUUUUAUGGUCACGUGAUGUGGCUGGAGGUGACCCCUGUCUACUGCGAGGGCCCCCAGGGCACUCCCCUGCGACACUCCGCGUCCUUCUCCUGCCUAAGGGGCGGCGGACCUCGGGUGCGACCUCACCGAGCCCGCACAGCUACCCUACCCUCCGCCACUCUAGAGACCGACUACGGCUUCGUCGCCCACAAGUACAAGUACGGACCAGUCCCCGAGGAAGAGUACGAGGAGGAUGUAGGAAGCAAGAAAGAGUUGAGCUCUAUCAGAGACGUUCUGCUCAAGAAGAGCGCGAGCCUGUUGAGUCCCACGGCUUGGUGGAGUCCUAGAAGGAGAGUGAGGAAGGAUGACCGGUUGGAAGAGGAGGAACAACAACAGAGACGAUGGAGAAGUUUGGGCGCGUUGUUGCGAACCAACGCUCCACAACCUCCGCAGGCGCCAUCGCCUAGAGCGCAGUCCUUCUACCUCCUGGACGACUUCCUCCGUCCCCAACAGAAGGGUCGGAGAGAGAAGGCGACGUCCAGUUCGGACUCGCUGGAGUUGUCGUCGCCCAUGCCACCCCCAGUGCCACCGCCCCCGCCGCCUCUCAGACUGCUGAGGUACCGUCCUCCCUGCGACUGCCUGCAGUGUCGUCGCGACAGGGACAUCGCGCUGCUCAACGAUACGAGUCCUGGCUCGCUUCACCUCAGCAAGGACGUUUUGGCUAAGUUCAACGGCGUCAAAGCUCCUCAGCAAACUCACAAGCUGAGGCAUGGGAUGCCAGCCAAAAAUGGAGCUGAGCUUCCCGCGCUGAAGACUGUGAUCCCUCUGAAGCCCAGCGGCACUCAGACGCUGCCCAAGUCAGAGUCUUCUCGGUCCUCCUCCACUGCCACAACCCCCGUCCUGGCCCCUUCCUUCCCACACCUGAACAACAACAACAAUACGUCCCACAACAACAACAACUCCACCCACAACAACAACAACUCUGGCAGUCCAUCGCCUCAGCGGUUAGACCCACAUGGACGGAGAUUACCACUCACCCCUGUUGAGGCCCUUAAAUACUAUGGGAGUCGGUUGACCGAGUAUGAACGAACGGAGAUUGAGAAGUACCCAGAAGUUUGGUACUUGGGACUUGAUGCUUGCAAGAUACAUGGUGAAGAGGGACUCUCACAGAACGGGGGCUUUGAUGAUGACAACGGAAGUUAUAAUAAGGUUCUACACGACCACGUUUGUUUUCGGUACGAGAUUCUGGAAGUGAUCGGAAAAGGAAGUUUUGGACAAGUUAUACGAGCUCUAGACCACAAGAACAAUACACAUGUCGCUAUUAAGAUUAUUAGGAAUAAGAAGAGGUUUCAUCACCAAGCGCUCAUAGAGGUCAGGAUUCUGGAUCAUCUCCGGAAGAAAGACGCGGAUAGCUCACACAACGUGAUACACAUGUUGGAAUACUUCUACUUUCGUAAUCAUCUGUGCAUCAGCUUCGAGCUUAUGAAUCUCAACUUGUACGAGCUGAUCAAGAAGAACAAUUACCAAGGGUUUAGCCUGAGCUUGAUCCGAAGGUUUGCUCACUCACUUGUACAAUGCCUGCGGCUCCUUCACAAGGAGAACAUUAUCCACUGUGAUCUCAAACCCGAAAACGUGUUACUGAAGCAACGAGGCAGCAGUUCAAUCAAAGUAAUAGACUUUGGCAGUUCAUGUUACUCCCAUCAGAGGGUAUACACGUACAUUCAAUCUCGGUUCUACAGAUCUCCAGAAGUAAUUCUUGGUCUUCCUUAUGGCACUCCCAUAGACAUGUGGAGUUUAGGUUGCAUCUUAGCUGAGCUUUACACAGGCUAUCCUCUGUUUCCUGGUGAGAACGAGGUAGAGCAAUUGGCUUGUGUAAUGGAGGUCCUGGGAGUUCCUCCUGAGGACGUCAUCAUGAAUGCUUCACGGCGUCGACUUUUCUUUGACUCUAAGGGAAACCCAAGGUGUAUUACCAACAGCAAAGGUCGCAAGCGAAAGCCAGGAUCCAAGGAUAUUGCUACAGCGAUUCGAUGCAACGACAAACUAUUUGUAGACUUCAUCACCCAGUGUCUCAACUGGGACGCCAAAAAGCGCAUGACACCUGACGACGCGUUGCGGCAUGAGUGGCUGAAGAGUAGCAGCUCGUCUACCAGCAGUGGUACCACUACGGCACCAGUGACAGCCGCACCGCAGCCGCAGUACCGCGUGUAUCGGGCUGGCAAACCUGUGACGUCGACAGGCAAGUCACACCACAGUACGGAGCGAGACCACUCGCACAGUCUGGAUGACUCAGGCACAUUCCUGCCACCCAUACUGUGAGACCCGCGGUCCUGUACAUAGACAAACUGAUCUCAUGAGACAAUCGAGGACAUUGUGUUUCGUGUUACCAGCAAGACUGACAAGAGAGCUUCGUCCGCCUCUGCGGUGGCUGAGGAGAUCGUCGGUGACCAAAUCUUAACUGUUUACUUUGCGUAAACACUCAACCUCUAUAACAAUGACUAGGAAUCCAAAUUUUUUGGAACUUUUACCAUUAAUGUUUGUAAUAGUGUGUUUAAAUUAUACGAGUAAAAUGUUAGUUUUGUGGUGUCACCGGUUUUAUAUGUCGAGUGAUUUGUAAAACGUCUCCUCAAUUACCUCAGAGACGGAGGACUCUGUAUUUAGUCAACUUUACUACCGAUCCUAGAAAAUAUAGUAAUAAGAUUUUCCUACUGAAGUUUGCUUUAAUUUAAUUUGAAGGAGUUUCAUUUGCUUUAAUUUGAAGGAGCCUGUUAAUUUAUGUACUAAUUUAGUCAUAAUUUAUCCUCUUAACAAAUGUGAGUGUUUCACAUCCGUAUUAUUAAGUAUCUUAUCCUAUUUUAAGUUUUUGUAUACUUUUAUGUUAUGCUUUUUUGGUUCUGUUUCUUCCGGUUAUAAAACAUUUUAAAUUUCCUGUAUAUAGAUGCAUCUACUGUAUUUAUCCAAUGUAUUUUAUGUUAGCGUUAAUACUAACACUGGAUAUAUGUGUUGACCCUUUAUAAUCAGAUGUAAACAAAAUGCUCAGAGGGAGAUCCUACUACCACUGAGUUUGUACAGUGUCAUAUAGUUCUCUGUUUUAUGCUCGGUUUGAUUCAUUGUGAAGUUUUUUACGCAACGGGUAGAUUUUUUUGUAAAAAACUAUUUAACUCGUUUUGGUUAAUGUGAGAAUCGAUUAAGGAACUGAGUGCUGUAUAAAUAUUUUAAAUUUUGUAGUUCUAAACAAUUUCCGAGUAAAACUUUUGUCUAUAGUGUUUAUGUAUUUUUAUAUUUUUGUUUUGUUUUCUGGUCUAUGUAGUGGUCAUUCUGAUUCAUGUUCCAAAUAAACAGAAUAAUUAAAAUUGUCUUUCAUUAA